Messenger RNA from Hylaeus volcanicus, 2795 nucleotides. It is a transcript of the gene crm, whose product is annotated as protein cramped-like. The coding region runs from base 470 to 2689 and encodes 739 amino acids. NCBI's taxonomy places the organism in Eukaryota, Metazoa, Arthropoda, Insecta, Hymenoptera, Colletidae. Gene Ontology annotation, molecular function: chromatin binding. Gene Ontology annotation, cellular component: nucleus. The transcript is spliced from 10 exons. The record is from RefSeq and is a predicted model, not a curated record. Gene Ontology annotation, biological process: pattern specification process.
AUUGUUUGCAAGCGUGCACUACAAGGUGACCAGCUAUCGGAUUCGUUUGAAAAUUCAAUGUCAUUACAUUGUCGUGAUUGCUUGAUGUUUGAAUCUCGUAUGUAUAUUUGCCUUGAAAUCAUUAUACGUAAACAUUAUCGAUGAUACGAACUUGGAAAAUUGCGUACACGAUCGUUUGUACCUGAACGAAAUCAUGUAUUUACGUUUAGACGACAAACAACAACAAUGAAUAGUCGUCGCGUUCGUUUUACGAUCGCCUGAUAGUAUUUGGAUAUUUUUACACUUUAUUGCACGAUUGUGAUACGAGAGAAUGAUACAACCGUUAUGACACACGAUAAAUGUGUUUUUUUAUUCCAAGUGAAAAAUGUCGACCGAAAUCUUACUCGGUUUGACGAGUUGCAAGACUUAAAACACGCGAAGAAUCGAGACUGUUGAGAUUGUCGCAACAGGUAUUCGUGUAAACAUUAGAAUGGAGAGCAAUCCAAGAAGUGAUGAUUGCGAAAAUCAGGGAACAAGUACAUUGUCGAAGAAAGAUGAAACUCCUACCACGUCUCAAGCUGUACAAGGCUGUUCGGAUGCUAAGAUACCUACGGAUACCAAAAAUACUCAAGUUCGUGUUGUCAGAGGUACAAAGAAGGUGAAAUUAGAUGUUGGGGACAGUAACAAUUCUGAAAAAAAAGAUUCUAAAGAUGAAGAAGCUAAUGCUGAGGUAAAGGUGAGAUCUCUCAAAAGAUCUUGCGAAUUAUGGUCCAUGGAAGAUAAGAAUACUUUCUUCAAAGCCUUGAACGAAUACGGGAAAGAUUUUGAUGCUCUGCAAAGUUUUUUCCUAUCUCAGGGAAAGAAGAAGGGUCUACCAGAUGUUAUGAUAAAGAAUAAGGAGCAGAUUAGGCAUUUUUAUUACAGAACCUGGUUAAAAAUUUCAAAACACUUAAAAUUUUCAGAAGACGUGAAGAAAACCUCUCAGGAGUUGUAUGGCCUAAUUAAUUACGGUGAACUCAGAAGAAAAUUACCACGAAUACACGAAAAAAUACAUUUGAAAUUGAAUGAACUAGUUUACUGGGGAUCCACGCAGGUCAGACUUAGAGGAAAAACUAUGCGAAUUAAAACACCUAUAUGUAGGGCACUGAGAAAACUGAAUCAAUUAGAAGAUUGGCAGGAAGAAAUCAAGUUACCGUCUCGGAUAACGAUAGAAUUAAGACCUCGUAACAACAUGGCGUGGUGGCAAGUACAAGCAUCCGCGAUGAAUCCGAGAGUACGCACUUUACUACCUAUACAGAGACGUUUGUCCAGUUUGCUAAUAUUUUUACAACAAAGAUGGAGGCCUGCGAAAUAUAACACAUCUUCUAAUACAGAGAAUAAUAUCGUCAAUGAAACAAAGGAUAUUCGGCUGUUACGAGUGGCACCUCCGGAUGGAUCUAAAAUCACUUUACCCAUGGUGAAUCUUGGAGAGUAUCUCACGAGUAACAGUGUCAGUUUAAAUUCCUAUGAAAAACGUCUGGGACUAAAAAGUUCCAGGCUAGACUUACUUGGAUCGGUGCAGUAUUUGAAAGGUGUUGGAAAGAAGGGGAUUAAGAAAAGUAAGGUGGAGAAAAAGGGUGCCAAUCAAACCGAGGAUAAUUGUACGGUGCCGGACAAUAACAGCGAUGUCGAUGCGAUAGAAUCUGGCAGUAAUGUUUCAGAGAAACCAUCGGUUCUUAACAUUUCAGAGAAGUUAACAUUGGAACCACAGCCGACAGAACCUAAUAGGUUCCCAGGAAGGGAAACGGUUGAAAGAAUUCGAAAAGGAUGGAACAUCGAGGAAGCAAACACCAUCACCGUGGGAGACCUCUUUUUAAUGUUUGGUCGCGAGUCUAAAAUUACUCUAGAGUAUUGGUGGGAUUGGAACCCACGAGAACAACGUACCGAAGAGCCAGCAUCGAUCAGUUUACGGGACGAUAAUUUGUGCCUAACUUUGCAAAAAUUAUUAUCGAUAGCCAAACACAGUUAUGGUUCAAAUAAAGUGUACGAUAAUACUUCCGGAAGUAACGAAACCGUAAUUUCAUCUCGUAUGCUAUCGACAAAGGAGUCGACCUUCAGAAGACCUCUUAUACCGCAAACUUAUCCUAAAAUCGGUACACCAGACGCUUUCAAAACACAGCUAGACAAAUUCAAGACGCGCUUCUGUAAACGAGGCAGAACCGUAAGGCAGAAAAGUCUUAUUGUGCAAAGGGUGUUACCAAUAAUAUCUGCAUCGAGUAGUCCAUCGGAAGAUUUACCACCUACCCCUCAAGAGACAAGCAAACCAAAUGAUUCUCCUUUCAAUAAUAACGAUCAACGAAAUGACAAACCGCCGUCGAUAAACAUAAGCGAGCCGCAAGAGAAAAGCUUUUUAAUCGAACUGAACGCGGCAAGGGAUUCGAAACCUACGAAUUCGAUCAUAACUAGUGCUACACAGAUUCUCAAAGAAGGAGAACAUCAGUGGCUGAAUAGCGAGGUAGCGGAUUUUUCUUUGAGCAGUUUUUUGGGUCAGCUCGAGUCACCUAUGAAAAUCUCACAAAGAAGUCAAAACGGAGAGCAUAUAGAAGAUAUUCGUCCAUCGUCCGACGUUGUGUCGCAUAUGCAGUGUCUCAUGGGGGAAAAUAGCGUAGAUUACAUGGCAAAAUUUGCGAAUCUCGCGUCGCAAAUUGCAUCGGAUGAUAAUAAGAAAUAAGAAUAGAAAUAAAUUAGUUAAAUUUUGUAUAGAUUUUAACUGAGAUAUUUAACGAUCUUAUACUUUGUAAAUUCGGUCUAAAUAUUUAACCCUUUGAUAUUCCAUU